AUGGGUCUUAAAUCGUGGUUUCCGAUUCCCAAAUCAAGCGGCUUCUCGCUAGCGAAUAUUCCGUUUGGCAUCAUCUCUACGUCGGGCAAUGCAACUCAACGAGCAGCCGUGGCUAUUGGCGAGCAUUGUUUAGAUCUGGGACGUCUCGCGGUACGAGAUGGCUUUAGUGAAUGUGAAACGAAGGAACAAUGGCAGACCAUAUUUUCCCAACCAACAUUAAAUAGCUUCGCCGCGCUCGGUCGACCAGUACAUCGGUCUGUACGCAAGUACAUUCAAGACCUCCUGCGGGAAGAUACGCCUUUUCCGCAAAUACUCAAGGACAACCAAGAACUGCAGGACUCAUGCAUAUUCAAACAGGACGAGGUUACCAUGCACUUGCCAAUGCAGAUUGGUGACUACACAGAUUUUUAUGCCGGCAAGAAUCACGCCUACACCAUGGGUUGCAUUCUCAGAGAUCCUAAAAACGCGUUGCAACCAAAUUACAUGCAUUUACCUGUUGCUUACCACAGCAGAGCAUCGUCAGUGGUUGUCAGUGGAACUCCAGUUGUGCGACCGAACGGGCAGAUUUUGGAAAAUCCUGCUGCAGAAGUUAAAAAGCCCGUUUUUAAGCCGACUCAGAGGCUGGACAUCGAACUAGAGCUCGGCGCUUUUAUUUGCAAGCCAAACCAGAUGGGUCAGCCUGUACCUAUUGCAGAAGCAGAGGAAAACAUAUUUGGACUAGUGCUGCUAAACGACUGGUCGGCUCGAGAUAUUCAGGCAUGGGAGUAUGUUCCUCUUGGUCCCUUCAACGCCAAGAAUUUCGCUUCGACAAUCUCUCCAUGGGUGUGCUUGAUCGACGCGCUGGAGCCUUUCAGGACGGAGGGUAUCAAGAACGAGAACGAACUCUUGCCGUACCUACAAGAAAGGAAUACCAAGAACGUUUUCGAUAUCCGGUUACAGGUUGAGUUGACGCCAAAGGGGGGGAAACCUUCUGUCAUCUCCAACAGCAAUGGCAAGUAUCUAGUAUAUUCUUUCCCACAAAUGUUGGCUCAUCACACCAUUGGUGGUUGCCCAAUGAACGUUGGAGAUCUCAUUGGCUCAGGCACAAUCUCAGGCACUGACCCAGGCACACAAGGUGCAAUGGUAGAGAUCACAAAAGGUGGAAAGGAGACUAUCCAGCUUGAAGGCGGCGAGGAGCGGAAGUUCUUGCAGGACGGUGAUACGAUGAUUAUACGCGGCGUGUGUGGUAAUGAGGAGGAUGGACUUGUUGGCUUCGGAGACUGCACAGCCACAAUCCUACCUGCACCCAAGCUUUACCAAUAA
Molecule: messenger RNA, 1302 nt
Organism: Lithohypha guttulata
Lineage: Eukaryota; Fungi; Ascomycota; Eurotiomycetes; Chaetothyriales; Trichomeriaceae
Exons: 1
Coding region: 1-1302 (433 amino acids)
Biological process (GO): L-tyrosine catabolic process; L-phenylalanine catabolic process; homogentisate catabolic process
Molecular function (GO): fumarylacetoacetase activity
Source: RefSeq, a predicted model, not a curated record